AUCAAAUACUUCGAGUUCACUCGUACGUACACUUGGGGCUUGCUUUGUUCUCUGUUAUUUUGCGAAGUUUCGUAUAAAUAGUUGCUGAAAAUUAUUAGGAUCGAUUGUUCAUACGAAUUCGAUGACAGUCCCGAGUGGAAAUUAGGAAACACUGAGUUUUCAAACUUUGGAACAAUUGUCAAGGAUUUUUGUUGAAUCUUCAGAUUUUCCAUAGAUAAAAAUCAUGGCGCAGGAAGACAAGAGCGGAAUUUUGUAUCUCUUCGACCGUCCGGCUGAGCCCGUGUAUGUCCCGAAAGGCGAGAACAAGGUCGCUUUCGACAUCCCCGAAAGUUAUCUGCCCGACAGGUACAAAGAUGUCGCUGUCCAAGUGUUCAAUCGUUUCCAGGACGAUUCCGAAAAUCGAAUCAAGAUUGAGGCAAUCCGUCUUCCCGAUCUCAGUAUCCCGAUGGAGCUGGGUCGUCGCGAAGCUUUUUCGCUCUUUCUUCCUCGUCAUCGAGAGAUCGCUGGUCGUUUGAUUGACAUUUUCAUGGGAAUGCGAACGUACUCGGACUUGCUUUCCAUCGCGGUCUACUGUCGCGAUCGCCUCAAUCCCAAUCUAUUCAUUUACGCUCUAUCAGUCGCCCUUCUUCAUCGCGAAGACACUCGAAAUAUUCCCAUUCCUCCACUCGCCGAAAUAUUCCCGGACAAAUAUGUUGAUGGAGGUAUUUUCUCCAGAGCCAAGGAAGAAGCUAACGUGGUGCCACCAGGCUCACGCAUUCCCAUUGAGAUCCCUCAGGACUAUACAGCCUCGGACCUGGACGAGGAGCAUCGAGUCGCAUAUUUCCGAGAAGAUGUGGGCGUAAACCUUCACCACUGGCAUUGGCAUCUCGUUUAUCCAUUCGAUGGAAAUUUGCAAAUUGUUAAUAAAGAUCGUCGAGGCGAGCUCUUCUAUUACAUGCAUCAGCAAAUAAUGGCUCGAUACAACUGCGAGCGUCUGAGCAAUCAUCUUGGACGGGUAAAGCGAUUCAACAACAUUCGAGAGCCAAUACCCGAAGGUUAUUUCCCCAAACUGGAUUCCCUCGUGUCGAGCCGUGCUUGGCCAUCACGUCCAAGUGGUACACAACUCAAAGACGUAAAUCGACCAGCCGAUAACGUUGCAUUCGAUCUACAGGAUCUCGAACGUUGGAGGGAUUCGAUGUUCAAUGCUAUUCACUCGGGUUCGGUGACAAAUACCCGGGGCGAGACCAUAAGACUUACCGAAAAAGAUGGUAUUGACAUUCUUGGUAAUAUGAUGGAAGCGAGUAUCCUCUCGCCCAAUCGAAAUGUCUAUGGAGAUCUCCACAAUCUCGGCCAUGUCGCGAUCUCGUACUGUCACGACCCUGAUCACCGUUAUUUGGAAAGUUUCGGUAUUAUGGGAGAUUCCGCGACGGCAAUGAGAGAUCCAAUAUUUUACAGAUGGCAUGCGUAUAUCAACGACAUUUUCAUGGAACAUAAAGCCACUCUACCCGCGUAUAAUCUUAACCAGUUGGAUUUCUCUGGCAUCGAGAUAACUGGACUUCAGCUGUCUACUCCAAACAGCCCCGCCAAUUCAUUGAUGACCUUCUGGACCCAGAGUGACCUCGACCUCUCAAGAGGUCUAGACUUCACCCCGAGUGGCCCACUUCUCGCGAGAUUCACUCAUCUCAAUCACACCAAUUUCCAGUAUAACAUUUCUGUGAACAAUCGAUCUGGCUCAAUGAAACAAGGCACCGUGAGAAUCUUUAUGGGACCAAAAGUGGAUGAGCGUGGACUAGCAUUCAAUUUCCGCUCGCAAAAAGACUUGAUGAUUGAGAUGGAUAAGUUCACCGUGAAGCUCCAACCUGGCCAAAAUUCCAUCAAGCGAAGCUCCACCGAUUCUUCAGUGACCAUUCCGUUCGAAAGGACAUUCCGAAAUUUGGAAAAUAAUCCAGCAGCAGGAGGUAUCCCGACCGAUGCAUUCAACUUCUGCGGUUGUGGAUGGCCUCAACACAUGCUGGUACCGAAAGGCAAUAAAGAAGGCUUCCCCAUGGAUUUGUUCGUCAUGGUCUCUGACUACGAGCAAGACGCCGUUAAUCAGGCAGCUCCUGUCGGAUGUAGCGACGCCGUGAGCUUCUGUGGUCUUCGCGAUCGCAAGUACCCGGAUGCUCGUCCAAUGGGUUAUCCCUUCGAUCGUAACCCACGCAAUGGUGUUGAAUCUUUGCCCCAGUUCCUCACACCGAACAUGGCUGUGGCCGAAAUCAAAGUACGUUUUACGGACACCAUAAAACAAAGACCCCGUUCCUCAAAUGUGUUAACCCCGAUCCGGGUGAGAAGUAGAAAAUAUCACAUUUUCAAACUUUCGAAACGAUUGUCGAGAGUUCUUUUUGGGUGGAAAGAAAUUUCAUUGAUUGGAGAAAUGGCCGCGGGAAACAACGACGCACUUUUGUAUCUUUUCGACCGUCCGGCUGAGCCCGUGUACGUUCCGAAAGGCGAGAGCAAAGUCGCUUUCGACAUCCCCGAAAAUUAUCUGCCCGACAGGUAUAAAGAUGUCGCUGUCCAAGUGUUCAAUCGUUUUCAGGACGAUUCCGAAAAUCGAAUCAAGAUUGAGGAAAUCCGUCUUCCCGAUCUCAGUAUCCCGAUGGAGCUGGGUCGUCGCGAAGCUUUUUCGCUCUUUCUUCCUCGUCAUCGAGAGAUCGCUGGUCGUUUGAUUGACAUUUUCAUGGGAAUGCGAACGUACUCGGACUUGCUUUCCAUCGCGGUCUACUGUCGCGAUCGUCUCAAUCCCAAUCUAUUCAUUUACGCUCUAUCAGUCGCCCUUCUUCAUCGCGAAGACACUCGGAAUCUUCCCAUUCCUCCACUCGCCGAAAUAUUCCCGGACAAAUAUGUUGAUGGAGGUAUUUUCUCCAGAGCCAAGGAAGAAGCUAACGUGGUGCCACCAGGCUCACGCAUUCCGAUUGAGAUCCCUCAGGACUAUACAGCCUCGGACCUGGACGAGGAGCAUCGAGUCGCAUAUUUCCGAGAAGAUGUGGGCAUAAACCUUCACCACUGGCAUUGGCAUCUCGUUUAUCCAUUCGAUGGAAAUUUGCAAAUUGUUAAUAAAGAUCGUCGAGGCGAGCUCUUCUAUUACAUGCAUCAGCAAAUAAUGGCUCGAUACAACUGCGAGCGUCUGAGCAAUCAUCUUGGACGGGUAAAGCGAUUCAACAACAUUCGAGAGCCAAUACCCGAAGCUUAUUUCCCUAAACUAGAUUCCCUCGUGUCGAGCCGUGCUUGGCCAGCACGUCCAAGCGGUACACAACUCAAAGACAUCAAUCGGCAAGCCGACAAGGUUGUAUUCGAUCUGCAGGAUCUUGAACGUUGGAGGGAUUCGAUAUUCAAUGCUAUUCGCACCGGUUCGGUGACGAACUCUCAGGGCGAGACCAUAAGACUUACCGAAAAAGAUGGUAUUGAUAUUCUUGGUAAUAUGAUGGAAGCGAGUAUUCUCUCGCCCAAUCGAAAUCUCUAUGGAGAUCUUCAUAAUCUCGGCCAUGUCGCGAUCUCGUACUGUCACGACCCUGAUCACCGUUAUUUGGAAAGUUUCGGUAUCAUGGGAGAUUCCGCGACGGCAAUGAGAGACCCAAUAUUUUACAGAUGGCAUGCGUAUAUCAACAGCAUUUUUUUGGAACACAAAGCAACUUUACCCGCGUAUAAUCGUAAUCAGUUGGAUUUCUCUGGCAUCGAGAUAACUGGACUUCAGCUGUCUACUCCAAACAGCCCCGCUAAUUCAUUGAUGACCUUCUGGGCCCAGAGUGACCUCGACCUCUCCAAAGGCCUAGACUUCACCCCGAGCGGUCCACUUCUCGCCAGAUUCACUCAUCUCAAUCAUACCAACUUCCGGUAUAACAUUUCCGUAAACAAUCGGUCCGGCUCACCGAAAAAAGGCACCGUAAGAAUUUUUAUAGGACCAAGAGAGGACGAGCGUGGACUAGCAUUCAAUUUCCGCUCGCAGAAAGACUUGAUGAUAGAAAUGGACAAGUUCACCGUGAAUCUUCGACCUGGUGAGAAUACGAUCGAGCGAAGCUCUACCGAGUCUUCAGUGACCAUUCCGUUCGAAAGGACAUUCCGAAAUUUGGAAAAUAAUCCAGCAGCAGGAGGUGUACCGACCGAUGCAUUCAACUUCUGCGGUUGUGGAUGGCCUCAACACAUGCUGGUACCGAAAGGCAAUAAAGAAGGCUUCCCCAUGGAUUUGUUCGUCAUGGUCUCUGACUACGAGCAAGACGCCGUUAAUCAACCGGAUCCUGAGGGAUGCAGCGACGCCGUGAGCUUCUGUGGUCUUCGCGAUCGCAAGUACCCGGAUGCUCGUCCAAUGGGUUAUCCGUUCGAUCGUAACCCACGCGAUGGUGUUGAAUCUUUGCCCCAGUUCCUCACUCCCAACAUGGCUGCCACCGAAAUCGUAGUAGUUUUUGACGAUCAAGUAAAACAGAGACCCCGCUACUAAAUUGAAGAUUGAUUGAUCGGUUCCACUCAAUAUAAAUAUGUCUACUUUGUUAUGAACUUUUCACCUGGUAACGACUGCUCAACUAUUGCAUCGAAUAUAUCAUUAUUACGAAUAAAAUAAAUAUUCCA
Venturia canescens is the source of this 4578-nucleotide messenger RNA. RefSeq lists its product as uncharacterized. NCBI's taxonomy places the organism in Eukaryota, Metazoa, Arthropoda, Insecta, Hymenoptera, Ichneumonidae. The record is from RefSeq and is a predicted model, not a curated record. Bases 224 to 4450 code for a protein of 1408 amino acids. The transcript has 17 exons.